Messenger RNA from Metschnikowia bicuspidata var. bicuspidata NRRL YB-4993, 1221 nucleotides. RefSeq lists its product as uncharacterized. NCBI's taxonomy places the organism in Eukaryota, Fungi, Ascomycota, Pichiomycetes, Serinales, Metschnikowiaceae. Bases 1 to 1221 code for a protein of 406 amino acids. Gene Ontology annotation, molecular function: ribonuclease III activity. The transcript is spliced from 2 exons. Gene Ontology annotation, biological process: RNA processing. The record is from RefSeq and is a predicted model, not a curated record.
AUGAAAACCCCAAAGCUAAACACAAGGCCUCUCAGGCUCUUAAAAAAAUGGGGCAAUUCACCCACCGCUUGGAUCAGACACAACCUAUUUUUGCUCGGCUACGAGAAAGUUCGAUUUUAUGCCUAUCAGAAAUUAUCACCUCUUGCCAUUCAAAAAGGGGGAGGAUUUAUAAAAUGUGUGGUAGCUGACUUGAACUCGUUUGUGAAGAGAGAGUGGGCUAGCGAAGGAGAAUUGUUUCUGAAAAUCUGUAGCAGUGUGCAUUUUUUUGAGGAUGCCAACAUCCCCGAUCUGAGACUGUUUUUCACGUCUGUGGGUAGCAUGAUGCUUUCGGGUAAGGAGAAAAAUGUACGGAUCAUAACAGAUGAGCUCUUGGAACUAUACAUUGAGAAACUCAGAGGGAAGAUCUCGCUUGAUACACCAGCCAGCAAGAGUGAGCGCCAAAUCUUAAAGAUCUCCACAAAUUACUACCAGACUUGCAAGAUUAACUACCGCACGCUAUAUGACCCAAAGAUUGGGCCUCGGUCUAUCACUAUUGGAGAUCGGACGUUUUCAAUCAAGCUACCCCCUUUGCCUCAAAUUUCUUCAAAACAAUUACUAGCUCGAGCACUUCUACACAAGGAAAUGUACCCUGCUCUUAUGCUGCCUGGCCAUACUGUUCACGACCAGUUGUCGCGGUCCCAAAUUCUUAUGGCACCCGCCACAGCUAAAGUGCUCCGAUAUGAUUUGCUGUUUCUAGACGGUCUAGGUGAUUUGCUUAUCGCUUCAGAGUCAUGCCAAAUUCUCUAUCAAUUCCGCUUGCUCCAUCCGUACUCGAGUGACACCUCCUUUGGCAAGAAAACUUUCACGUUGCUCAAAAACAUCCUCGGCACCAACUCUUUAUUGCUGCGACUUGCCACAGCAUACAAUAUGCAUCUUGCUUUGGAAGACCCCACAGUUUCCACGUUGCUCAGAGAAUCCUAUAUCCCCCAGACAUUUGCAAAAGCAACAGCGGAUACCGAUAUUGGCCAAUACGAAGAAGAGUUUCUUGCUGACUAUUUCGAACAGUACUCGGGCGCAUUGUUCCUCGAUCUGCCUGAAGCUGCCAAAGAAUGGUUGAGUGAAUUAUUCGAAAGAAUUCUCGCCCUGAUCUCAGACACAUAUCGCAUAAAUCAUAGAAGAGACGCAAACGCUCUGUUUGACUAUCGAGCAUGGAGCGUGGACGUCAUUGGAAGAUCCAUCUGA